This is a messenger RNA of Durusdinium trenchii, 3891 nucleotides long. Lineage: Eukaryota; Dinophyceae; Suessiales; Symbiodiniaceae. The record is from the annotation of a GenBank genome assembly.
AUGGAGAGCCGGGAGCUCUACGAGACACCCAGUUCUGGCAGCGGCCAGCCUGGCCGCCGUGCGCACUGGGAGGCAGUGACUCGGAGUUCUGAUCCAGUGCAUGUGAUCAUCGGCCUGGGCGUCCCAUCGUUGCUGGAUGACGAGUGGCUCCAGUCUCCUGCAAAGGACGCCGAGAUGCUGUGCCAUGAGAUCCAGGCAUGUGGCCUUUGUCCAUCACCUAUCUUGGUAAUCGAUGAUGAGCAUUCGAAGCACCAUCGCAGCAGACGCUCCAUUGAGAACUCCCUUCGGGAAGCCGCAGCAAAGCUAAAAAGGGGGUCCAAGCUGUUGGUGUAUUACGGAGGGCAUGCAUAUAUGGACGACUGCAGCAGAGCUGGCACGCUGGUGUUCCCAGGAGGACUUCAGUGGAAAGAAGAGUAUUUCCAUUUGGAGCAUUUGGUCCGACAAGUUCUCGGUGAUCACGACAGUGUGGACGUUCUCGUCAUGGUCGCGGCCUGCCGACCCAGCUUCAUGAACUCUGCCCCGACAGCUAUUGUUGAAGUGUAUUUGGAACAUUUUCGCGAACACGGUACUCCUUCUACUGAUGAUCGCAAGAACAACUAUGUUUUCUUUUAUGCAUGUGAUGAUGGAACAUCUAUGGAAGAUUCAUGCCUUUUUGCAGAGUGCCUUGGGUACCUGCUGCACAAAGAGCCCCAGUAUGUGAGUUCUUUAUUGGAUGCUUUGGAAUACGAGGCCGAGUUCCUCACCAUUGGAGAGCUCCAACCUUCUUGGCAUCCGCGCAAGGCUAUGGCGACUAGAAUGGAGUUCUUGAGUGGCAAGCCUUGCAUGCCAGAUCGCCUUAAUGAUGGCGACCUUCAACAUUGGGAGUCCGCAAGCUUGCUUCGACUGCAUCUACGGAGAUUAGCGCACCAUCAAUUGAGGCAAAAUGUGGAGCCAUUACCGGGCAGGUAUGAACAGAUAAGGCAACAGGUUGCAAAAGUUCUCAGCAUGCAUACUGCACAGGAAUGGGGCACAUUCCAUUUUUGGAAACAUUUUUUGUCACAGCCUGCUUUGCCACAACUGUUGCAUUUCCUGAGUCAGAGCAGUGUGCAGACGUCUACAUCCACUGACUUUCAGCAGAUGCUGAAUCUUCCUGAUUCCUUUCUAGAGAUUGUCUUUGAUGCGUGCAAGAGUUGCGAGGAAAAGAAUGGUUGUGAUGUUGAUGUGCUUGCUGUCCAAAACCUUCUGGAUCAGUGCGGAGCCUACUACAAAGAGAUCCCAACUGAAGAGCUGCAACAUGUGUUUGAAGCGGCAUACGUCUUUUGCUCUUCCGACACCCCAAGCUUGACUGCAACUCAAGCAAACAGAUUGGCCACAUGUAUUCAAAAGGGUUGCGCUGCUCUUGGUAUCCACGACCCAUGCGUCCUGAUUGGAAAGGGCAGUGUUUGGGUGAUUCUACUUCCUCCCCCUACUCCACUUUCUCGGUGGCAACGUGCGGACAUAGUCAGCUGCUUUCAAGAGUUCAUUGAGGAAAUGAAAGUCGAGUCGUUUCUCUGGAGGCUUGCAAAGACACCCCGAGAAGUAUCACCUUUUUUGGUUCCGUUUGCUUUGAGGCAAGUGGUGCAACUUGUGCAAUGCAUGGCGUCAUGUGUGCCGCUUCCACCAGUCAUUGUGAUGAAUGUUAGAGGCUUUCGUUCUUUGGCACUGAACUGGCUAAAGCUUACUCGUCAGAAUCCCAAUUUGCACGAGUGGCAGCUGCGUUUGGUCCAUCGUGGUAGAGAUCUUCAUGAUGAUCAGUGGAUUCAGUACGCUGAAGGUCUUCGUCUCAUCCUUUGCCAAGACUGGACGUCGCUUGUUGAGGCCGAGCUCACAGGUCGCUUGCUUGAGUCAUCCCGCCCACUUGCAAGAAGGCGAGGAGGCCAUAAUCUGCUGGAGAGCCAAGAGUGUGCUCCCUUGGUGUACCUGUCCGAAGCAUUGCGAAGGAAGGGUGAGAAGGGAUUGGAAGCAUUGGAUCCAUUCCCGUUGCCCAUCGCACAACCACAGCAGCUGGCGCGGGCAUUGUUGAUCCUGUAUGGUGGCAACCAGCUAUCUCAGGAGCUUACCACGCCGCAAGGAGGAGCUAUGAAUGGGCCAGGCGAUCGCUCGGUGGAAGUGAGCUUGAUAUCAGGGCGAAGGAAGAUAAUCCCUCUUGAUGAUGGAGGUCCAAUCACCGUAGGCGUGCUGCGUGGUUUGAUCGCAGAAUCUUUGGAUGGCGAGGAGGGGUCCCAGAAGACUUAUGGUGGCCGUUUGAUCGACGACCCCGGGCGCAUUCGCUUGUAUGUGAAUGGCAUUGGGCCUGCCUUGGACUUCCCCCUCAGCGAGGAGGAUCGCCGCAGGAAGGAAAUAACAGCGCUGAUCCAAGAUGCAACGCAAGAGCCGCAACACCAAGAUGCUUGGUUAGAAGCAGUCCAGAGUUUGUUUGAAGCCAGAUUCGGUGCUGAUGUGGAGCAUGAUGCUGAGUACACGGAGAUCAUGGAAUGGGUAAAACAUUUUUUGGCUGUGGAGGCAGGAUGUUGUCGUGGUGGCCCACAAACGGGUCUAGAUGCUGCAGUGCGAGAUGAGCUUGUUGCUUUCUUGAAGGAGGUCGUCCCAAAUAGUGCCAGUUUGAAGCAGAUUUACAAGGAAAUGAAGGAAGAGAAUGAGCUGGUGGCGGGCAAGGAGUUGCUCACUGUUUGCUGCGUUUUCAGCUCAGCUUUGCUGGAGGAGAAGGCCCGCUACUUGCACGCCGUCUUCGACGCGUCGGGGCGUGGCUUGGGCACCGGCCAAGAGGUGGCGUCCAUUUGUCUGAUGGUCCUGCUGGUCUUGGGGAAGGUCAAGGGCACCGUCGCCAAGGCCAAGGAGGUGACCCCACAGCUUCAGCUGGAACUGGAGACCUUGCUACCUCCCUAUGCUGAAGCUGUUCAGCAAGUGGGAAGCAAAGAAGCCUUUCAGAAGGAGCGCGUCAUCGGCCAAUUGGAGAUCGACCGGAUCCUCACCCCUUCCAUUCGUGAUGCCUAUGAAUCUUUGCCGCUCCACACCGACCCCUUGGGCGAGACCGAGCCGCCCCCUCCCGCCGGCUGGGCCGGCCGCGCGUCCGUGGCGCCGGCGGGCGCCGCCGACGGCGGCGGACCGCGCGCGGGCGACGGCCUGCAGCGGAAGCAGACGGAUUCGCUGGCGCCGGGCGCCGAGCCGUCGGAACGGCACCUGGCGUGGUUCCAGCGGAUGGACACACAGAGCAUGGGUUCUGAGCUGGAUAACUCUGGAGAUUUGCAGGACACCAUCCAUCGAUGGCUGAUCAUACAAAACCAUGAGUUCGCGGCGAUCGCCAAAGAUUUGCCUGGCUUCAGGCAGCUCUUCUGCAAAGGUUUAUGCUCUGCCUUGGGCCUUCCGGCACAUGGCAAUUGUGUGGAGGUUCUCAAUGUGACCAACGGCAGCAUCAUCGUCGAGUUCCUCAUGCGGCCACGUGCCCACACUGAUUCGCGGAGCGCUUUCGAGCUGAGUCAGCUCUUGGAGAAGCAGCUGAGCUCGCCCUACAGCGCCUUGCGACGAGGGCCCUUAGGCAAAUUCCUGGGGAACGCCUUCCUUCUUUCGGCCUCUCCACAGACGGUGAAUGAUCCAGAGCUCACAGGGAUCGAAGAAGAAGAGCCAGAGGUGAAACUGCCGGCCACCGUGCAGGAUGCCGAGGCGCAGACCAACACCUUCGAACUGGGCACACCAAGGGCUGUCGUCCUGAAGGGUGCAGCCGCCUCGGGCGCUUGCACGCGCCAGGAGGAGGAAGAGGCCAUGGAGAAGCUGCGUGAAGCGGUGCGCUUGCUGCAGGACGCGCGACAGCGGCAGAAGAAGGCCAAGGAUGGAGAGACGCUUGGCUGCAGGAGAUCAAGAAGCGUGAUGUGCUGA